AAACAAAUAGAGUGGAAUCGAAUGUAACCAACUACUUUAUCUCUCAUCUGGUUUUGGGGUUAGGUCUUUCUACUCAAAACAAAACUUCAAUUUCUGUUUCAGUUCGCGGAGAUCGAUAUUUAUCGGGUCUCGCAAUAGAGGUCAUUCGUAGAUAGAAAAAGCAAUGUUUUUGGUCGAUUGGUUUUAUGGGAUUCUAGCGUCGCUUGGGCUAUGGCAGAAGGAGGCCAAGAUCUUAUUCCUGGGUCUCGAUAACGCUGGCAAAACCACCCUGCUCCACAUGCUCAAAGAUGAGAGAUUAGUCCAGCAUCAGCCUACCCAGUAUCCUACGUCAGAGGAGUUGAGUAUUGGAAAGAUCAAGUUCAAAGCUUUUGAUCUAGGGGGUCAUCAGAUUGCUCGAAGAGUGUGGAAAGAUUACUAUGCCCAGGUAGAUGCAGUGGUGUACUUGGUUGAUGCUUAUGACAAGGAAAGAUUUGCUGAGUCAAAAAAAGAGCUGGAUGCUCUACUCUCUGAUGAAUCUUUAGCCAAUGUCCCUUUCCUUGUCCUUGGGAACAAAAUUGAUAUUCCAUAUGCUGCUUCAGAAGAAGAGCUGCGUUACCAUUUGGGCCUGACUAACUUCACCACAGGCAAAGGUAAGGUAAAUUUGGCCGACUCAAAUGUCCGUGCCAUGGAGGUGUUCAUGUGCAGUAUUGUGAAGAAAAUGGGUUAUGGGGAAGGUUUCAAAUGGCUUUCUCAGUACAUCAAAUAGUCCAUUACCGAGAGAUGGUUUGGUAUCUCAUUUCUAGAAGUUUGUUUCUGUAGUUAUGAUUUGGAGGUGUUGAUGGUACGAAAUUGCAGUAUAUUUCAAUUUUAUUUAAAUAUAAAAUGACUGAACCUUUCCCCCACUUCCAUUCUCCGUUAUGAGCUGAUAAAUUUUCAGAUAAUCUGUGGUGAUUGAUGAAUUUGGUCCAUGAUUUUUA
This is a messenger RNA of Vigna unguiculata (cowpea), 956 nucleotides long. Its product is annotated as small COPII coat GTPase SAR1A-like. Gene Ontology annotation, biological process: intracellular protein transport. NCBI's taxonomy places the organism in Eukaryota, Viridiplantae, Streptophyta, Magnoliopsida, Fabales, Fabaceae. The record is from RefSeq and is a predicted model, not a curated record. Gene Ontology annotation, molecular function: GTPase activity; GTP binding.